GGCGCGCACUCGACAUGACGACCAUCGAGCGAGACGUUCUGAAGGAGUUUAUUCAGGCAUACCACGACAACCCAUGCCUAUGGGACGUCACUUCCGAAUUAUACAAGAACAAGGACAUGAAGCAGGUGGCAUGGGGCGAGCUCACCAAGAUACUCAAGAAGCUGGACGAAGAUGCCAACGUCAGCUCCGCCAAGAAGAAGGUGGAUAAUUUGAGGUCGGCGUACUUCAGGGAAGUAAGGAAGGUGCGAGCGUCCAAGCUGAAGGCGCGAGACGAGAAGGACAUAUUCCACCCGAACCUGUGGUACUACAAGCUGAUGUGCUUCUUGGGUCCUAGUCGGUCGACACAGCAGUCUACGUCGUACUCUUCAGGGAGUUCAGACCCACUCCAAUGUGAUAGCAAGCAAGAUUCAAGUAGCGAUGAGGAAUUAACAGAAACCCCAGCAACAAGAAGGAAAGCAAGCAGCGCUCGGAAAAAAAGAAGAGCAUCAAUAACUAGAACACAGACUUUCGUCGAGCCUUUACAGUUUCGCGAACCAAAACACGUAGAACCAAAAGCAAAGGAACCCAACUACUUCGGGGUAUACGUAGGCGAGCAAUUAGAACAGGUAUCCUUAUUCCAAAGGACUGUGGCGGAGAAAUUGAUAUCCGAAGUCCUAUUCCUGGCGAAAACGGAGAAUUUGAGCUACGAGUCGAAGAUCGAAACACCUUCGAAGAAGGAGUCGUCAGACGGUCUGGAACCAGAGUAUAUCGUGAUCUCGUCUCCUCGAAUGGAAGAGGAGAAGGACCCUAGCGAGUCGACGCUGUUAAAGGAAUUGUUGACUGAGGGAAGAAAUAGGAAAUAG
Cydia amplana is the source of this 842-nucleotide messenger RNA. RefSeq lists its product as uncharacterized. NCBI's taxonomy places the organism in Eukaryota, Metazoa, Arthropoda, Insecta, Lepidoptera, Tortricidae. The transcript is spliced from 5 exons. The record is from RefSeq and is a predicted model, not a curated record. The coding region runs from base 15 to 842 and encodes 275 amino acids.